Ricinus communis (castor bean) is the source of this 1825-nucleotide messenger RNA. RefSeq lists its product as uncharacterized. The record is from RefSeq and is a predicted model, not a curated record. NCBI's taxonomy places the organism in Eukaryota, Viridiplantae, Streptophyta, Magnoliopsida, Malpighiales, Euphorbiaceae. Bases 88 to 1149 code for a protein of 353 amino acids. The transcript is spliced from 7 exons. Gene Ontology annotation, biological process: regulation of DNA repair.
CUGUUUAUCUGUGGGAAGGAAAGGGAAGAAGAAGAGAGAGAUCAGAACCGAAAGGGAAGGAAAGCUGGUUUUGCUAGAGGAAGAAGAAUGCACGGCAACGGCGUCGUUUUAAGGAAUGCACAAUGCCAGUGUAAUCCAAAAGACUGUGGAGCUUUUGGCAUUUUGAACUUCACAAUAAUGGCGAUUCUCGCAUCCAAAUUCUCAUUUCAUCUUCAAUCGCGCUUAUUCUCUAUCUCUAUUCCCUGGGUAAAGAGAAAUGCACCAGUUCUAUGCUUGAAAAGCCGAGAUCAUUCCACCUUAUCAGUUCCAGUUAGAUACAUUCCCAAAAAAUCUUCAAAACUUAAUGAAUUUAAGGAUUCUGACAAUGGGGUUCUUGAUAAAAGUUUAAAUCAGAAGGCUCCAAAUCGAAACCAAGAUUUGUACAAGCAAGAUUUUUUAUCUAAUGAUGCACAACAAGCAUUUUCAGGGUUGGAAGAAGGAAUUAACAAUGAUGUGGAGGUGAUACAACACAAAUUUAUGGAAGAACCAGAGGAUUCCUCUGAGAAAUUAAUUCAACAUGAAAGGCUUAUCUGUAAAAAGAAUGCACAAUCAGGUAGAACUAUGCUAGAUGCUGAGAAGAUGGCUAUAGAGUUUCUUGCUACAAGGAGCACAUUUAUCUUCAGCUAUUAUCCUUGGGCUCAUUUAGUUUCCUGCAGAGCAUUUACAGCAGUUGAGCUCCGGAAGAAACUACAUGGAAAGAAAUUUCCCCCUGAUAUUGUGGAAGCAGUGAUAAUCGAUUUCCAGGCCAGGGGGCUGAUCAAUGAUAGCCUGUAUGCAGAGACAUUUUCUCGAUCUAGAUGGUCUUCUUCAAGCUGGGGACCCAGGCGGAUAAAGCAAGCAUUGUUCAUGAAGGGAGUGAGUGAAGCAGAUGCAGAAAAGGCAAUAAAACUGGUUUUUGAGGAUGACAGAUCUGGAGGCCAAGAAUUAAAACUCGGCAUGUCGAAGCUUUCUAUGGAACAUCUAUUGGUUCAAGCUUCCAAACAGUGGUUUCGAGGUCAAGAUGUUCCCAGAGAGACCCGUAAAUCAAGAAUCAUUCGGUGGCUUCAGUAUCGCGGUUUCAACUGGGGUGUUAUUAGCUUCAUAUUGAAAAAGUUAGAAUCUCAAUAUUAAUUCUUCUUAGAGCAUAAUAAGGAUCUUGCCUGAUGCGACAGAAGGAAUGGGGGCCAUUUUCUUUUUCAGCUAAUGGUCCAUACUGUCAUUGGAAUUAGACGUUGCUCAAUGUGGAUCAGUUGUUGUCUCCAUUAGCACUGCACUGGUGUGGCCCAAAACUUGCCCACUUCACUCCCUUCACUAUGCUAAAUUUCAUCCUGCGUCAGCGUACCCUAGUGCCAUCUAAUCUAAGCAGCAACGUCCAUCCUAAUGAAGAAACACCUCCAAGACAAAGCAGCAAGUGGUACAACUAUCACCAUUGUUUUUACUGAUUAUGGAAGCAUUCAUGUAUCCAAUUAGUGCAAAUAUUGGCAACAAGAUCUUCCCUGUUAUGUUGGGUGUAAGUGUCAACUACUUGAGAAAUUAAUCAUGCAUCCACACACACUGCAGAUAUUUCGGCUGGAUCCUGCUGCUGCUUUAAUGUGUACAAGUUCUCAGCAUAUACAAGUACUUGAUAGUACCUAAUAACAUCAAAAAUGUAGAAAGAGAAAAUUAAUCCCUGGGGGAUGGCUACAAGGAUUAUCAUCAUCAUUAGCCGCUCUUUUAGGGGAUUAUCAGAUUUGAGCUUAGUUCUCUAUGCCUGACUAUAUAAACUUGAUGUGGGUCUUUUUCUAAUACUACUAUUAUUUUUUUUGCA